AUGCAACACCUACUAAAAAAUGCAUAUAGCUGGUUUUGGUGGGAGAACAUCUGGAUGCCUGCCAACUGUACAUGGGCAAAUUUAGAAGAUCAUAAUGGAUAUAUCUUUCCCAAACCACGACAGUUAUUUGCCACAAUUCCAUAUGCCUUUGUGAUGUUGGUUAUCAGGUUCUUUGCUGAAAGAUAUAUUGCUGUUCCUCUGGCCAACUUCUUUGGCAUAAAGAAUGUGAGGCGUAUCAAGCCACAGAAUAAUCCCACCCUGGAACAAUUUUUCCAAGAGUGCACAGAAAAGCCAUCCCAGUCAGAAAUACGUGGACUAGCCAAAAAGUGUAACUGGACUGUGCACCUGGUGGAAAAAUGGUUCAGGCGAAGACGCAAUCUAGAAAUCCCAGCUCUGUGUAAGAAAUUCAAUGAAGCUUGUUGGCGAUGUUUAUUCUACACUACCUCAUUUAUUCUUGGAAUUAUAUUUCUCUGUGAUAAAUCCUGGUUUUAUGACAUUUGGCAAGUGUGGGUUAAUUAUCCAUACCAUCCCUUGCUCCCCUCCCAGUAUUGGUACUACAUGCUUCAGAUGAGUUUCUAUUGGUCAUUGCUCUUUACUCUCGGAACCGACAUUAAAAGGAAGGAUUUUAAAGCCCACGUGGUACAUCAUUUUGCUGCCCUUGCCUUGAUGUUCUGUUCCUGGAGUGCCAAUUAUCUCCGUCUUGGAACCCUGGUGAUGAUUGUCCAUGAUUCUGCAGAUAUCUGGCUGGAGGCUGCAAAGAUGUUCAACUAUGCUCACUGGGAUAAUACCUGCAGUGUUCUCUUCGUCAUUUUCUCAGUUGUGUUCUUUAUCACACGGCUUAUUCUCUUUCCAUUUUGGAUUUUACGGGCCACAAUGUAUUAUCCUAUUUUUUAUACCCAGACAGUUGUCAUAGCUUAUUUCCUGUACAAUGGGCAGCUAUUGGUCCUUCAAGGUCUUCACUUGUAUUGGGGCUACUUAGUUUUCAACAUGCUGAAGAAAUUCUUUUUUUUGAAGGUGCUCAGGAUUCCUAUACCAGCUUGGGCUAAAAUAGCCAAUGACAAGGAAGUUAAAGAUGACCGGAGUGAUGAAGAAGAAGAAGACUCUUUCAGUGAUGCUGAAGGGGAAUGCAUGAAGAACGGAAUGAAGAAUGAAUUAAGUGAUCCUAUCCUAAAUAAUAAUAAUAAUAAUAAUAAUAGUAAGUAA
Candoia aspera is the source of this 1203-nucleotide messenger RNA. RefSeq names its product ceramide synthase 3 (gene CERS3). The record is from RefSeq and is a predicted model, not a curated record. Gene Ontology annotation, cellular component: membrane. Gene Ontology annotation, biological process: ceramide biosynthetic process. Lineage: Eukaryota; Metazoa; Chordata; Lepidosauria; Squamata; Candoiidae. The transcript has 11 exons. Bases 1 to 1203 code for a protein of 400 amino acids. Gene Ontology annotation, molecular function: sphingosine N-acyltransferase activity; DNA binding.